GCUCAGACUUGUAUGAAUCUAGCCAUUAACCCUCCCUACCGUCGUAGAGUGUCGCUGCACCUCUGCGCAUUGGAAUCCAGUGUGCGCUGACGGUAGUAAUACUCCAAAUCUGCUUUCCAUUCCUCACCGCAAGAAAGACGCGACGCGAUCCCGUCAUCAACCAUGCAACAUUUUAAGUACCCUCAUCUUCUGUCCGCUGCAGCUUCCUGGUGCUUUAUGCUCAAGACGGUCGACGCAGCACACUUGUGAAAGGACUGUCCGGCCCAGCUUGCGCCGCUGCAUGCAGCAAGGGUGCCUCUCAUGCUCCAUAUAUCGCCAACAGCAUCAGCGCCAAAAUGCUGCCGACUGAUGAUGACUUCGACGAUGAUGACUUUGAAUUCGACGGCGAGGCUCUCGAGUCGGUGAUGAGCAUGAUCGAAAACGCGCAUACAGCGACGCAGCAGAUGACUGGUGCCCACAAUCAGAAGUCUCCCACACGAAAUGGUCGAUCAGGCAUUUCACAGGGUACUUCUGCUCGCCCAGCGGGCGCAUUUCGAAAUGCUCCAACCACCGUGGAGCAGGCAGACGCGAUACUCCGCGAGCCACUCGCAAAGCGUCCCCGACUAUAUGACCCAGAAAAUAGCUUUGAAGGGAAUAAAAAUAGCACUCCUGCCGUUCUUGAUAGCCUCAAAGCAGCCGUCAAAUCGACAAGUCAGUUUGGGCAGCGCCGGCCAUUACUGAGAAAGCACCCUGUACAUACUCCGACCGACUUUGACGAGAUCAUGCCAGAGAUCAGCGUCCGAGAAGAUGGUCAAUACGCAAUUGGUGGUACAGCAGUGCAAGAGCGACAAAACCUGGGAGUCAGUGCCAGAGGCGUGCGGCAGGUGUCGCCCGCAAAGCCUGCAGGACCCCAAGACCAGGCUAUCAUCGUACAGAACCCAGGACUUGCGUACAGGCCAGGUAUGCCACAAUUGGACGUCUUUGAGGGCGAUAAUGACGCUAUGUGGAAAGAUGGUGCGGCAUUGGAACAGCUGGAAGAGGAAGCCAUAUCUCUUAGCCAGCAAAACCAGUCAAGGCCAAACGGAACAACAGGAGGGAGUUCAAUACGACGGGAUGCAUCUUCUGCAUCUGCACCUUCACCUGCUAAUUGCAACAGCAAUCAACCCAAACAGGUCAAUAAUCAAAGCGCUGCCGCGGCGCGGGCCGCCAUGGAUCUCAACCGUGAAGCAUCGUAUCGCCGCCGCAUCGAGGCGCUGCAAAAACAGGUUGAGACAGAAAAGGAACGUAUCCAAAAGCUGGAGCAAAAGGCUAAAGAAGAAUCAUAUAAGGAACUCGGAGAAGUGAUGAUUCUCCGGCAAAAGACGCAGAAGCUUGAAACGGAGAAUUCUGAGCUUCGAAAACGGAUGGUGGAGAAGGAGGAUGACUACAAGAGACAAAUGGAAGAAGAGAGGCAGAAGAGCGUGCAGAGCAUGCAACAAAUGAGGACUGUUGAUGCAUUUGCCCGCUUUGAACGCGAGACUUCCCGCUGGCCAAACGUCACAAGAGCAGAUGUAGGGGAAAGACAUGUGUUGCACGGCGCGGCAAUAGGACUUGUCACGCCUUCGCGUCGGAAUCGCGAUACGGGUCCCGGAGAGGGUAGCACGGCUCGCGACCACUCAAGCCCACGGGUAAGGACGGAUGAUGACGACGAGAUGCAGCUGGAUAGUCACUCUCGCCGUCAGAGGCGGCGAACUGGCGAUGUUCAGCCAAAAGAGCUGGUCAAGGAGUUUCCCGGGCUGGACAAUUCAUUUGCGGCCGAGGCACUUGAACAAAAGCAAUGCCGCAGCAGAAAACCCGCUAGUAGCUCACCGUCCACGCCUACCAAAGCAAGAUCUCCCACGAAGGCGCUGAGUCAAGUGGAAAGUCAAAAGCCAUGUUAUGCUGGAGACGAGUUGCCUGCGAUGGAAUGUACCCCUCGCCACCACAGAAAGGAUGCUGCCUUGCCUUCUAUGGAAACAGCUAGGCUUCGGGACCCCACGCGAAUUCAUCAAUGGGCAACAUCACAGGUUGCGGCGCAGCACAUCGGCCUGGUUUCUUUCAUGCUCUGUCAUGAGUCGCUGCCGCAUACAAGACUAGCCGAUAUUCCUCUCACGAUCUACCACACGCAGGCAGACGGAUUGGCCCUCGCUUCCGACCCACAUCAGUCAUUUCAAGAUCACUGCCCCUACCCCAAGCCCCCAGAAUCUGCUUUGCAUUCGACAUUAACGCGUAUCGUCUCGGCGCGAUUGCCUCCCGGUAUCGAUUCUGUGGUUCUCGACUACCAUGCAAACGCACUGGAUGCAUUGAUGCAACGUCUCAUGCAUAGCCCUGCAGAAGUUGGUGGUCGGUUUUGGCAGCUCCGCACGCGCGAACCAUAUGCCACUGUGGAGGAGGCAGAGUCGGACUUUUGGGCUUUACAAAACGAGGUCAAAGCUGCUGCUAUGACCGAGCUGACGGACGCACUUGCUGUGCCGCUAAGGCAGCUACUAGGCAUCUUUGUGCGACUGUGCAUGAUGGACCUCUUCAACGAUCUGCUGCAGCUCUGUGCGGACACAUGUCGAGUGUUUCCUGCAUUGACAUCAUCUCUGAUGAACCAAAGCAUACAUAUACCUCAUAUGCCGGAGCUUUCGCUGUUGAACAUUCACAGGCGCCGUCUAGAUGGAACGCAAGCACUAGCCAGCCUCGACACGCAAGCAAGGCCUCGCAAUCCGGAGGCGACACCGACGAACGUUGCUGACAUCAUCUUUGAAGCGGUCAAGAAAACAUGGCGACUACCAAUAAGAGUCUCUUCGCCACGCGCUUACGCGCCUGGCCAGCAGCAUGCUUUCUGCGUCCAAUCGACUUGGUCCAGGCAGACCGGUUCUACCACACACGCAAAUCACAAAGAUGCGGUGCUUAAACGUUGCGAAGAGAUGCGGUGCCUACGCGCGUAUCAAGCGAGCGAGAUGCAGCACAGAGCAGAGCAAGCGUGGAGCAUGGGCGAGGACGUUGAAGAGGAGGUGUAUGAGGCAGUGCUUUCCUUUCUCUGCGGGAUGGUGUGCCAGCUCAAGACUGCGAUGGGGCAUUACACACUCGAAACUAUUGCUUCGCAUCCCGGCUUGACUACGUCCUUCCUCCGCCCGGAACGAGCGGCUCCGAACCUCAUCGCGGCCCUCGAUCUCCUCUUUGAGCUCAGCAAUGUGGAACAUGUAUGGGAACGUGUGAUGGGCUGCCAGUUCGACACCCAGUGGCAGAGUGGCAUCAGACCUGCUCUACUCAACAGCCAGCGGCCACUGCUCGACAUCCUCGCAAAGCAUCUCGUCGAUCGCCGUGUGGACCUCGAAACUGAAGAUGCCCACGCUGUUCAUGUCCGAGUGAUCAAGUUGUUGACGCUGCUCGCGCUCAAGCACAAGGACGCUCGCAUCGUGAUUGCAAAGUCGAAGUACCUGCUAGCUGCGCUCGUCAGCUGUUUGAGCGUGGAUACGACACUCUUAUGGAAUACUCGAGGUAUUUGUGACCAGGACGCAUUUCAAGCCGUGCUCCUCCGACUUUCCAUGGACCUCAACCUCAUGACACUUCUGUACAACGACGACACCGAGGUCGACGGAGAUCCUGUACUCCAUGAUCUCCGUACCUGUCUAGACCACCCGCACACGCAGGCCGCCCUGAACGGGGUCACACACAGCUUCAUCGUCUCGCUCUCGCGCAUCGCUUUCGCGGAAGAGCCAGAGUGGAUCCACAGCUUGCAUUCGCUCGAAAGCGAGCGGCGCAUGGAGGCGAUGGCUGAAGGCGCGAGCUCGCUGCUCGAGCUUGUACUUAGCCCCGAAGAGCUCGACGACGUGUGGCAGUUGCUGGCUGGCGAGGACGAAGAAGGAGGGGAGGGUGUCAAAGGAAAUGGAGGUCAGGAUGCAGACAUGGGAAUGACGAUAUUGAAUGUGGUUGGGAAACAAGGAGUGGCAAGAGUACGAGCUGGAUCAUUGAUUGACCUCACGCAGGACGAAGAGACGCUUUGAUCUGUAGCAGCACGGAAAUAGACGGGAGGCGUACUUGCAGUCACAGUCGAAGAAAGCAACAGCAUAUGUAUAUUAGACAUUCCAAGACAAAUUCACUGUCCAUAGAG
Tilletiaria anomala UBC 951 is the source of this 4096-nucleotide messenger RNA. RefSeq lists its product as uncharacterized. Bases 336 to 3989 code for a protein of 1217 amino acids. NCBI's taxonomy places the organism in Eukaryota, Fungi, Basidiomycota, Exobasidiomycetes, Georgefischeriales, Tilletiariaceae. The transcript is spliced from 8 exons. The record is from RefSeq and is a predicted model, not a curated record.